UACAGUAUGUGCGCACGCGCACGUUUCGAGAAGGAAAGCGUCCUGUUUAUUUGGACUCGUGUAACUAGCGACAAUGGGAGUAAUGUUCGUAACUGCAGUUUCUGCAUAUCACGAAUAUACUUCCGAUGAAUUUUUUAUGUAGAACAAUAGGCUAAACAGCGCCUCGAUUACCCGGAUAUGUCUAUUGUGUUUAAAAAUGCCAAAGGCUGGCUGGUAGACCAGUGCUCCCAUAUCGAUGACAGAUUUGAGUCCGGGGAUGAAAACGCGAGUAAACGUCGAUCCUUUAGCUGGUGCUUCAAUCGGCGGUACUUUGACACAUUGAAGCCUUACAUAAAGCCGAUCAGCGCUGACGGACUGCGGGCUGAGGGGGAAGAUGAUCCGCUGCCAAGUACUGGGUGUCAGAAACGCAAACGGAAACACACACUGCUGAACCAGGGAGAAAUUGACGCCCAGGAGUAUCACGACAAGGUUAGAUCUGUUAUUCUGGAGGGGAUCCAGCCCUUUCUGGAGAUGGGACGCACAUGCGGGUAUCUGACAGAGGCUGCGACCGAGGGACCACCUCCAUGCGCUCACGAGGACCGGCUGGCGGGCCUGUGCGACAUGGCAAAAGCGCUCCCUCUAGUGGAUGACGAUGAGAAUGCACCCGUGCAAGUUAUUGGGGAUGACCUCGGCUCCCUGGAUCACCCGGACCUGUUCACGCGGGUGACGGAAAACCCCAGUGGUCACGCCAGGGAAGUGCGGCUUAUGGGGGAGCUGUACCUGCUUCCACCACGGUGCCGAUUUCUGCUGUCUGAUAUCUCCAAGAUGCAGCCCCUGCUGCAGUGUGGGAGGAAGUUUGACGCCAUUGUCUUAGAUCCGCCGUGGGAAAACAAGUCUGUUAAGCGAAGCAAAAGGUACGGCUCCCUGCCCUCUUCUCAGCUGCGGCGGAUCCCCAUUUCCGAACUGAGUGCGCCUGGCUGCCUGGUGGCCACCUGGGUGACCAAUCGACAGCGUCAUCGGCGCUGUGUGCGUGAGGAGCUGUACCCGCUGUGGGGUGUGGAGCCGGAGGCCGAGUGGCUCUGGGUGAAGGUAACCCGCUCGGGGGAGUAUGUAUUUCCGCUCGAUUCACCCCACAAGAAACCGUACGAGGUGCUGGUUUUGGGGCGACGCGUAGGGGAAGCAGGUGGCACCCUCAGCAGCUCCUCCCAGGGGUCAGAACCCGUCCUUCCAAACCUCAAGCUGCUAGUCAGUGUGCCCUCCACCCUACAUUCUCACAAGCCUUCCCUUGCAGACGUGCUGGGAGAGUUCCUCCGCCCCGACGCCGAGUGUCUGGAGCUGUUUGCCCGCGGCCUCCAGCCAGGCUGGACCAGCUGGGGCAACGAGGUCCUGAAGUUCCAGCAUCACUCCUACUUUGAGAGGGAGCCGCCGGUGUCAGGGCCGCCCUCUGCCGCCAGCUGACAGGCCGUACACAAGGGGGCGCCGUUCUGUGCAAAAACUGGGCAGGCUUCUCCUCCCUAAUGAUGCUCAGUCUGCUGACAAGUGUACAUUGACCCUGCCACUAGGGAUACUAAUCUGGGCAGGUGGGAUGGGAGGGGGGGGGUGUUUAUAGCAUCCCAAGGGACCAUUCUGUACCAGGCUUUUGCCCCCAAUAUGUUUAAUUGAUUUUAAUCUCGUUUACACAUUGGGCUCUCCCCCGUGUGUGUGUGUUUUAGCAUACACAUCGCACAGCCAAUUGUAUAAUGAAGCAGUCUGUCCUUUGGACAGCUUUAUUCACCAUUAAAAGAGCAGUUUUAUUACUUGCAAA
Molecule: messenger RNA, 1783 nt
Organism: Brienomyrus brachyistius
Lineage: Eukaryota; Metazoa; Chordata; Actinopteri; Osteoglossiformes; Mormyridae
Gene: mettl4
Product: methyltransferase 4, N6-adenosine
Exons: 8
Coding region: 178-1437 (419 amino acids)
Cellular component (GO): cytosol; RNA N6-methyladenosine methyltransferase complex; nucleus
Molecular function (GO): site-specific DNA-methyltransferase (adenine-specific) activity; RNA methyltransferase activity; nucleic acid binding
Source: RefSeq, a predicted model, not a curated record